Molecule: messenger RNA, 1265 nt
Organism: Vollenhovia emeryi
Lineage: Eukaryota; Metazoa; Arthropoda; Insecta; Hymenoptera; Formicidae
Product: cyclin-dependent kinase 20
Exons: 6
Coding region: 207-1202 (331 amino acids)
Biological process (GO): protein phosphorylation
Cellular component (GO): nucleus
Molecular function (GO): cyclin-dependent protein serine/threonine kinase activity; ATP binding
Source: RefSeq, a predicted model, not a curated record
GAGACUGAAAAGCACGCUUAUUCCACGCCGCGGAGUAACGAUAUCGCGCUCUCGCUGACAAUUAAUUUCUCUUUGCAUUACAUUUUUAAAGGAUACCUUCGGAUGAGCGUUAAUCUUCGUUUCGUAUAUUUUUUUAAAAUCUUAGUAAAUUAACAGUAAUGAUGUGCUGUCGAUAAUCUUGGUAACAUAAAUUUCUGGACUGGAACAUGGAGAAAUAUAUCAUAAACGGCCAGAUCGGCGAAGGGGCGCAAGGCUUGGUCUUGAAGGCGCGCGAUACAUCCCAGGAUCGGGAAGUGGCGCUGAAGAAGAUUAUGAUUAAAAGGGCCGAAGGCGGGCUACCCGCAUCCAUCAUACGCGAAGUGAAAAGUUUGCAGCAGCUCAAGCAUCCCUACGUCGUGGAGCUGCUGGAUGCCUUCCCGAGCGGCCUAGACUUCGUGAUGGUGUUCGAGUACAUGCCCACGGGCCUCUGGGAAAUACUGCGAGACUCCGAGAUAUCCUUGACGCUGGCGCAAAUUAAAACUUACAUGAAAAUGCUGCUGGAGGGCACAGCGUACGUGCACGGCAAGAAUAUAAUACACAGGGAUUUGAAACCUGCGAACUUGUUGAUCAGCGACCGAGGCAUCCUGAAGAUCGCCGAUUUUGGCUUGAGCAGGCUGAUGUGGCGGGACGGCACGAAGCCGUACUCGCAUCAGGUCGCCACACGGUGGUACCGGGCGCCGGAGCUGCUUUACGGGGCACGCUACUACACGUCCGCGAUCGACAUAUGGUCGAUCGGUUGCAUAUUCGGCGAAAUGCUGAACGCUUCCCCGCUAUUUCCGGGCGAGACUGACAUCGAGCAACUGGCAAUCGUCUUGAAAUAUCUGGGCUCUCCUACGUCCGAAUCCUGGCCCGAGCUUAGCUCGCUACCGGACUACAACAAAAUCACCUUCCCCUAUCACAAAGGCACGACAUGGGAGAGCAUCGUUCAAGACGCGCCGCCGGACGCUGUCGAUCUAAUCAGGCAGAUUUUGAUUUACAAUUCCUCGAAACGUCUCACAGCUGAACAGGCAUUGUGUCACGUAUACUUUUACUCCAAGCCAUAUCCCUCUAUGAAGAAUCUAAUAAAGCCACCGUCGGAUCAUCGCCUUCGCGUAAAAUCGAAGGAAAUCGAUCCGAACGUGCAGCCGAGUACACUUUUUGAAAAUCUUCUAAGCAUUGCGUAACGAUGACCGUCGUGACGAUAUCGAUGGUAUACUAUUGGUAUAAAUGACAAGAUAUUCAUUGCA